This is a messenger RNA of Alternaria burnsii, 882 nucleotides long. RefSeq lists its product as uncharacterized. The record is from RefSeq and is a predicted model, not a curated record. Gene Ontology annotation, cellular component: membrane. NCBI's taxonomy places the organism in Eukaryota, Fungi, Ascomycota, Dothideomycetes, Pleosporales, Pleosporaceae. The transcript has 2 exons. The coding region runs from base 1 to 882 and encodes 293 amino acids.
AUGGCGUCUAACGCCCUCAUAUCGAGGGGCCAAGCCGACUUCGAUCUCUAUCCCUAUACGCCUUCCAGGCCCGCUGGCUAUGCAUUCCUGGUGCUCUUUGCAAUCGGUGGUUUGGCUCAUUUUGUAAUGCUCAUCCCAUUGCGAAGCUGGUUCUUUGUUCCGUUCGUUCUGGGUUGCGUAGGUGAAGCAGCAGGCUAUUACGGUCGCGCCUGGUCCUCAUCCGAUAUCCGAAAUGGUAGCCCUUACCUCAUACAACUCAUGCUCAUUCUUGCGGCCGCGCCGCUCCUUGCAGCAACCAUCUACAUGACGCUCGGUCGUCUUAUCCGCGCUCUCGAUGCUACACACCACGCUGUAUUGAAUCCGCGCUGGACGACAAAGAUCUAUGUUAUCAUCGAUAUAGGCUCGUUCGUGUGCCAGAUCAUGGGCUCUGCAAUGCAAACUUCUGGUGAUCCAGAGGGUGUCAAGACAGGAAAUACCGUUGUGAUCGCGGGACUGGGCACGCAAUUGGUUGCAUUCGCUUUCUUCAUCUUAAUGGCAGUGGUUUUUCACCGGAGGCUUAACAACAAACCCACGUCCACGUCACUUCGGACUCAUGUCAGAUGGCAGCGCUACAUGUGGGCUUUGUACAGCGUUAGUGUGCUCGUUGUUGUGCGGAGUAUAUUUCGCCUGGCAGAGUUUGUGGAAGGGCCGGAGAGCAAGGUUUAUCAGACCGAAGCAUACUUGUAUGUUUUUGAUGCGGCGCUGAUGUUCGGCGUAGUGGUCAUCAUGGCAGUUUUGCAUCCAGGGGUUCUGUUUAGGGCUGUUAGAAAGGCUGAGAUGAUACCGCUUGGCGAUGAUGAUGAGAAUGGGGGGUACUUGCUUCGCGGAAACGGCUCGAAGUAA